UCUUCUUUUUCUCUCUCUCUCGUUUAGCAUUCUCAUGAGAUUAUAGAUUAGGGUUUUAGAAAGAUAGAUCAAUGAGGAAAGGUAAGACAGUGAUAAAAAGGAUAGAGGAUAAGAUAAGGAGGCAAGUGACAUUCGCAAAGAGAAGAAAGAGUCUGAUAAAGAAGGCUCAUGAACUCUCUGUUCUCUGCGAUGUCCCCCUUGGUCUCAUCAUCUUCUCUUACUCCAACAAGCUCUAUGAGUUCUGCUCCAGCUCCACCAGCAUGGAGAAUCUCAUCAUGAGAUACCAAAAGGAAAAAGAAGUUGGUCAUACCUCUGCAGAUCACAGUUUCCACCCUGCAGAUCAGUCUUCAAACUGUGCGAAGACGAAAGACUCAAUGAUGAGAGAGAUCGAGAAUCUUAAGAUCAAUCUUCAGCUGUACGAUGGACAUGGCUUGAAUCUCUUAACCUACGACGAGCUCCUUCAGUUUGAACUUCAUCUAGAAUCCUCUCUUCAACAUGCCCGAGCUCGUAAGGUAUAUAUUUAUACGUACACACACACACUCUAUAAAUGA
Molecule: messenger RNA, 551 nt
Organism: Camelina sativa (false flax)
Lineage: Eukaryota; Viridiplantae; Streptophyta; Magnoliopsida; Brassicales; Brassicaceae
Product: agamous-like MADS-box protein AGL63
Biological process (GO): positive regulation of transcription by RNA polymerase II
Cellular component (GO): nucleus
Molecular function (GO): protein dimerization activity; DNA-binding transcription factor activity; RNA polymerase II transcription regulatory region sequence-specific DNA binding
Source: RefSeq, a predicted model, not a curated record